Molecule: messenger RNA, 2155 nt
Organism: Drosophila arizonae
Lineage: Eukaryota; Metazoa; Arthropoda; Insecta; Diptera; Drosophilidae
Gene: Dyro
Product: Dpt-YFP repressor by overexpression
Source: RefSeq, a predicted model, not a curated record
ACGAAAGCUUCCGCAAUGUUAAAAUGCUCCGCUUGCGCGCGCGCGCAUCCAUCCAACCCAGCCGAACCGUACCGAACCAGCACCAUCCAACAAACCACCCACUGCACCACAACAACAACACCAACAACAACGACAACAACAGCAGCAAGAGCAGCAUCACCACUGCCUCCUUUAACCGUUAACUUUCUCCGCACGAUGUCCAGCAGUGGCGCCAGCGCAGCGCAGUACAAACUCGACGCCAACUCCAAUGCUAUCGCUUUGAUUGCUGCUGACGCCGCAGCGCUGCCGCCGUCACCGUCGCCGUCGACGCAGGCCUCGCCUGCGGAUCGCAUUGAAUGGUCGCGCGCCACGAUAUUGGGCUUCAUCGAGGAUUAUCGACGGCAGCGCGUGCUCUGGGACCCAAACACCAAAGGCUAUCACAUCAAGCAGACCAAAUACGAGGCGCUCAAGCUGCUCAGCCAGAAAUAUGGGACAGAAAUUCGCUCGAUUCGCUCGAAAAUCAAAUCGCUGCGCUCCUCCUUCCAUCGUGAGCACGGCAAGGUGAUCAACGGGCGCAGCCGAGGCGUUCACUAUCAGCCCAUGUGGUUUGCAUAUGAGGCAAUUCGCUUCAUUUUGGAUGGGGAACGGGACGCCGACGCCUCUGCCAUGGACGGCGUCGUUGACAGUGACGUAGAACCGGCUGCGUCGACAGCGCUGCUGGACUCGGAAGCAGCUGAUAAACUGACGCUGAUGCAUAGCCUAGAUUUGGAACAGCUGACAGCUGUUGCUGCGGGCAAGCAACAGGCUGAGCAGCACGAAGACUUCGCUGCUCGCGUCGCAGCCGCCGUUGCUGUUGUGGCUGCAGCCGCAGCCGCGGCUAACGUCAGGGAACGGGAACACAAUAUGGACGACGAUGCAGCAGCCUCAGAUGGCAAUUCCAAUGGUGCUGGCAAUGGCAGCGGCAGCGACGCAACAGCAUCAUCAGCAACGGCCGCUGCAGCCGUCUCAGCUGCUGUGACACGUUCCUCUUCCGAUUUGGAUGGCGAGAGCUAUUGCAAUAUCAGCGCCGAAGAUGUGAAGACAGAAAUUAUCGAGCACGAACCAGAGCUGGGCAUGCUCGAUAGGCAGACGAGCACGCCGCUCUCUCUCUCCGCGAGCUACUACAAACCCACGGAUCUGACAUAUAAUCCGCGCAAGCGUAAAGCGCAAAUGGAUGAGCUCGAUGGCUGUGAUGUCAGCGCUGGCGUGGGCGUUGGCAUUGUUGGGGGCGUGGUUGGGGCAUUAACUCUGACGCCCAUCAAGUCGACGGGGCAGACGACAGUGCUGCAGCAACACCAACAUCAACAUCAGCAUCAGCAACAGCAGCAACAACAACAACUACAGCAACAGCAACAACAACAUCCACACAAUCAGAUCGCAUUUCAUACGCUGCAGCAACACUUUAGCCACAAUCUCAGCCAUGGCAGCCACAAUGGCAAUGGGCAUGCACAACCGCAGCAGCUACAACAAAAACAACAACAACAUCAGCAGCAGCAACAACAACAACAACAUUCCAAUAACAUGGCACAAAAACGUGAUCGUGGUCGUGAUCUCUCCUGCUCGCCAACUCUGGCCCACAACAACAACAACACUAACAACAAUACUAAUAACAACAACAGCAACAACAACAACAGCAGCUCCUUGGAUCUGGCCACAACUGGCAGCAGCGGCAUAUCCAGCCUAACUGCCACGCCCCUCAAAAUGAGCAGCGGCAGCAGCCUGGCCGGCAACAGCCAUGUGGAUGAAUAUGGGGUGUUCGGUGAGUACGUGGCCAUCACCAUAAGAAAACUGAAGACGCCCAAGUCGAAGAUAGUCGUCAAGCAUCUGAUCAACAAUUUGCUGUACGAAGCGGAGCUGGGCAACUAUGAUCAGGGGAUGCCGGCCUCCAAAGAGCCGCCGCAGCUCUACAAAAUGCAAUAGCCAAAGGGGGGCAGAGUGGGCGUGGGCGAGACUGGGUGUGACUGGGAGUGGGAGCAGUCAAAAGUCCGGCAACCUGUAGUUAAGCGAGAAAGAGAGACAAAGAGAGAGAGCGAGCGAGAGCGCAAGAGAGUAGGAGAAAACGCACUAGUCAGCAAAUAAGAGCAACAAGAGCCAACAAAUUCUAAGCGUAGUUUAGGGGCGGGUUAUUUUUGGAUAA